Molecule: messenger RNA, 1431 nt
Organism: Fundulus heteroclitus (mummichog)
Lineage: Eukaryota; Metazoa; Chordata; Actinopteri; Cyprinodontiformes; Fundulidae
Gene: inha
Product: inhibin subunit alpha
Biological process (GO): SMAD protein signal transduction
Cellular component (GO): extracellular region
Molecular function (GO): cytokine activity; growth factor activity
Source: RefSeq, marked provisional
GCAAUUCCUAGGAAUUGUAACAUGGUGGAGUCAUGGUGUCCUGUGCUCUCCUUGUCCUGGGCCCUCUCUGGAUCCAAAGUAUGCUUCAGGUCUGCAAGACAGAAAAGCUGCCCAGAGGGGUUGUAGUGUCCUGGUUCAGGGAACGGGUUCUGGAUGGCCUGGGGCUGUUAGAGCCUCCUUUAAUUGAACAGAGACCAAAUCGGGAAAGAGCAAAACCAGAGACGAGGCACCGGCAACCGAGGGUCCCUAGGACUAGCAGAGCGGUGCGGGUCAGUCAUCAAACCAGUCCGGACCAGGAUAUAUCAGAAAUUAUUCUGUUUCCCGUUCCAGAUUCACCCUGUGCCACGGCUGACACAGAAACGAGAGAAAACUCCAGCAGCACCUUGUCAUACCACUUCCAGCCCUCCACUGUGUUCCAGAAAACCGUGGUCACCUCUGCUCACUUCUGGUUCUACGCUGGGGGACUACUGAACAACUCGUCCUCGCUUUUCAUCCUCACCUCAGCACAGCAGCAUCUUCAGGCUGCGCAGGCUCCGCCGACGUUCAGCUCAGAUGGAUGGACCACCUAUGACCUGGAUCAAAGUGUGCUGGGCCCUGUCGCCGAGGGCCCUUUUCGGCUUCAGAUCCAGGGUUCAUCUUGUCAGCACCACAUUAAGAAUCCCGAUGAGAUGCCUUUUCUUCACCUCCAUGCUCGGCCCAGAGCACCUAUUCGUUCCCGUAGAGAGGCCCCUGUCACCAUCCCUUGGUCUCCCUCUGCCAUCCCCCUCCUCCAGCGGCCGUCACACGAGAGGCCCCAGCACCACGACUGCCACAGGGAGCAGGUUGAGAUCAGCUUCGAGGAGCUGGGCUGGGACAGCUGGAUCGUCCAUCCAAAAGUUUUUUCUUUCUACUACUGCCACGGGAACUGCUCAGCCAGGGACCGGACCGCCACCCUGCUGGGGAUUGCUCAGUGCUGCGCUCCGGUCCCUGGGACCAUGAGGUCCAUGAGGAUCACCACCACAUCUGAUGGCGGGUACUCGUUCAAAUAUGAGACCCUGCCCAACCUCAUACCUGUGGAGUGCAGCUGUUUUUGAACAUGCCAGACAAGGAUGUGUUGAGAAAUGCUAAGAAGGGGGGGACUAAAAAAAAUCUAAAUAAAAUAUCUAUUAACGCUGUUGUUAUAAAAGGCUGGAAAGGUUUGACUAUGAAGUACAGUAAAUCAAUUAAAAUAAGUAGCGGUACUGCAAACUGAAAAUUCAAGGUUUUUAUACUUUGUUACUGGACAUUUUACUUAAAAUAGAAACCAAUAUGGUCCUGCCACGGUUUGGCUUCUCUCUAAGUGUGAUGCAUUUGGUCUCGCAGUAAAGAGUUAUUUCAGAACUGUUUUGAAAUCUGGAGUAUCUUGGAUUGUCUGUUUCAAAGUGUAUUAAAGUUAAACAUGUGUCAUCUGAA